AUGUAUUCUUUUUUCAUCUCAAGUUUUAAAUUUAGUUAUUGGUAUGUGAGUGAAUACAAAUCAAAUCAAUUAAUGUCGUUAAAAUCACCAGUUACCAACAAUUCAUCACAAAAUUGUUCUAUGUGUAAAAAUAUUCCAUCACAAGCAUCUUGUUGUGAAUGUUAUCAAAACUUUUGUUUAAAAUGUUUAAAAAAACAUCUAUCUGAAAAAUUACUUACAUUUGAUAAUAAAAUUCGAAAAUUACAAGAAAAUUUUGGUAAUUUAUAUACAGAUGAUAUGAUCGAAAACGAAAUGAAAGUAGCUGAACAACAAAUUGUAGAUUGGCAUCGAGAAAAUGUUAAUAAACUGAAUCGAAUUUUAGAUGACACAAAGCGUAAUAUUUAUCAAACUGGUAAAGAAAGUGAACUAAAAUUAAAAAAAUGGCAACAGGAAAAUACAUCAAAAUUGAACAAUAUUCGUGAAAAAC
Messenger RNA from Didymodactylos carnosus, 466 nucleotides. Lineage: Eukaryota; Metazoa; Rotifera; Eurotatoria; Philodinida; Philodinidae. The record is from the annotation of a GenBank genome assembly.